Erinaceus europaeus (western European hedgehog) is the source of this 3326-nucleotide messenger RNA. It is a transcript of the gene SPHK2, whose product is annotated as sphingosine kinase 2. Gene Ontology annotation, biological process: positive regulation of apoptotic process; sphingosine biosynthetic process; sphinganine-1-phosphate biosynthetic process. The record is from RefSeq and is a predicted model, not a curated record. Bases 778 to 2718 code for a protein of 646 amino acids. The transcript is spliced from 8 exons. Gene Ontology annotation, cellular component: cytoplasm; membrane; intracellular membrane-bounded organelle. Lineage: Eukaryota; Metazoa; Chordata; Mammalia; Eulipotyphla; Erinaceidae.
CUGACCCUUUGCUACUUGAAGUUCCUUUUCAGGCUCCACCAGGUCUUAGUUCGAAUUUCGCUGCUCUGCCGGGGCUGUGCCCCGGAAGUCCUGCCAGAGAGGUCUCGCUGAUGUUCUACCCGCAACCCCAGCUGUAGCCAUCUGCCUUCUCCCCCUUUUAGGUCCCGCUUCCCCCCUGCACCCAGAUGGCCCUUCCUUGACCUCUCUCCCAGCCCGAAAUGGCCCUGGCCUGGCGGGUUUCGGGGCGAGUCAUGUGCACGGUACUGGAGCCCCUAGGAGCCCCUGGUGCCCCGGGCCAUGGAGGGAGGGUGGGGUGCCGGAGAAGGGAUGAGUGAGUGACAGAAUUCCUGAAGGAGACGGGCAAAAGGGAGAUUGAGAGAGAGAGAGAGAGAGAGAGAGGCAGAGAUUCCCAGGGGAGGAGGAAUGGAGACCCAGAGUGGGAGACCUGCAAAGAGCAGGACGAUGGAGAGCCAAGGAGAAGCAGAGAAAGAUGAUGAGCUGGGACCCUGCUAGCUGCACCAAGUUCGAAUCCUGGCGGUGCUAAUCAUGGCAUUAUCCAACGGCCAGGACCCAACUAUGAGAACACCUUGUCCUUUCCAGCCCCCAGCCCCCAGCCCUCCCAUGGUCUGACCCAGGGUCUUGCUGAUGUGACAGCACACGGGGCCAGGAGAUGAAUGGAUUCCCUGAAGCAGCAAGCAGCAGGACCAGUGCCAUCUAUAACUGGGUCAUUCACUGGGCAGCCGUUAUGCCACUCUCUCGCCCUUCUGGUUUGUGAAGAUGAAGCCUGGCCAGGAGCUGACCCAGAGCUGGGCUCACAAGCCUAGCAGAAGUCUGGACAAGGCUGAGGCCAUGGCCCCACCACCACCACCACCACCACCGGCUGUCAACACCCCGCUCCUGCACGGCGAGUUUGGCUCCUAUCCAGCCCGCGGCUCCCGCUUCGCCCUCACUCUCACACCACAGGCCCUGUACAUUCAGCGGCUGCGCCCCAAGCCUGAGGCCCGGCCCCGGGGGGGCCUGGUCCCCCUGACGGAGGUCUCAGGCUGCUGCACCCUGCGGAGCCAGAGGGCCUCAGACCCAGCAGCCUACUUCUGCAUCUACACCUAUCCCCAGGGCAAGCGUGGGGGCCGCCGUAGAACCGCACGCACCUUCCAGGCCGAUGGGGCAGCCACCUAUGAGGAGAACCGCGCUGAAGUCCAGCACUGGGCCACUGUGCUCAUGUGUUUGCUCCGUGGGCUGCCGCUGCCUGGGGACAGGGAAAUCACCCCGGAGCUCCUGACCAAGCCACCCCGGCUGCUCCUAUUGGUCAAUCCAUUCGGGGGGCGGGGCCUAGCCUGGCAGUGGUGUAAGAACCACGUGCUGCCCAUGAUCACGGAAGCCGGGCUGUCCUUCAACCUCAUCCAGACAGAACGCCAGAACCACGCCCGGGAGCUGGUACAGGGGUUGAAGCUGAGUGAGUGGGAUGGCAUCGUGACCCUCUCUGGGGACGGGCUGCUAUUCGAGGUGCUGAACGGACUCCUCCAUCGCCCUGACUGGGAGAAGGCUAUUAGGAUGCCUGUGGGCAUCCUCCCGUGCGGCUCUGGCAAUGCACUGGCCGGAGCAGUGAACCAGCAUGGGGGGUUCGAGCAGGCGCUGGGCCUCGACCUGUUGCUCAACUGCUCGCUGCUCCUCUGCCGGGGCGGGGACCGCCCCCUGGACCUGCUCUCGGUGACGCUGGCCUCUGGUUCCCGCUGCAUCUCCUUCCUGUCUGUGGCCUGGGGGUUCGUGUCUGAUGUGGACAUCCAGAGCGAGCGUUUCCGGGCCCUGGGCAGCGCCCGCUUCACACUGGGCGCUAUGCUGGGCCUGGCCACGCUGCACACUUACCGGGGGCGCCUCUCCUACCUCCCUGCCUCCGGAGAGCCCGUCUCCCCCAGCCCUGCCCAGGGCCUACCCCGAGCCAAGUCAGAGCUGACCCUGGCCCCCGCCCCGGCCCCUUCGCUCACCCACUCCCCCCUGCACCGCUCAGUGUCCGACCUGCCUCUGCCCCUGCCCCAGCCCCAGCCCCAGCCCCCCCUGACCUCCCCCAGCUCCCCCGAGCCCCUGCCCAUCCUGGCCCUCAAUGGUGGGGGCCCAGAGCUGGCGGGGGACUGGGCUGGGGACGCCCCACUGUCCCCUGACCCACUGUUACCCUCGCCCCCAGCGUCCCCCAAAGCAGCCGUCCUCUCGCCCAUCACUGAGGGCGCCCCAGAAACGCCCGAGUCCUCGGGGCUCCCGCCACCCACCCCGGAUGCCCCAGUGGCCACGUGUACUGGGGGCCCGCCAGACCACCUGCUCCCACCCCUGGACGCCCCGCUGCCCCCGGGCUGGGUGACACUGGAGGAGGACUUUGUGCUCACGUUGGCAAUGUUGCCCAGCCACCUGGGGGCCGAUCUGGUAGCCGCCCCGAACGCGCGCUUUGACGACGGCCUGGUGCACCUGUUCUGGGUGCGCGGCGGCAUCUCGCGGGCCGCGCUGCUGCGCCUCUUCCUGGCCAUGGAGCGCGGCACCCACCUGAGCCUGGGCUACCCGCAGGUGGGCUACGCCACCACUCUUGCCUUCCGCCUCGAGCCCCUCACGCCCCGCGGCGUGCUCACGGUGGAUGGGGAGCAGGUGGAGUACGGGCCGCUGCAGGCGCAGGUGCACCCGGGGUUGGGCAGGCUGCUCACCGGGCCGCCCGGCCGCCCCGCGGGGGAGCCCUGAACCCGGCGCGCCGGGUCGGAAUCAGGCUUCCAAGGGGGCGGGGCCAGAACCAGCGCGGCAGGGGGAGUCUCCCCGAGCCUGGCCCCAUCUCAGAGUGCCACCCGCCCCCGGGGCUCCAGAUGUGACUUGUGCGAGGUGACUCGGAUUAGGGGUGGGGGAAGGGCCCUCGCCCGGUGCCUGAAUGCAGAGGGCGGGGCUCAACCCCGGCCCUGGAGGGGAACCCCGUGCCUAAAUGCAGAGGGCGGGGCCUGCCUUACUAGCCUUGCCGCGGCAGGGCGGGCUAGGGGUGGGUGGUGUGUGGCUGGGUGCCGGGGUGACCUCAGGGGAGGCCUCAGCUCAUCGGCCCGUGACGCCUGCCUCUCUCGCCCGGUCCACUCCGGUGCCUCCAUCUAACCGGCCAGUCAACCCGGGAGGGGCAGGUUCCCUGGGGCGGCGCCCCCAUCUGCACUACUGCUCCACCCCCAGGGGAAGUCCAGUCCCCUUCGCCCCCCUUUGUGUGGUCCAGCUUCUGUGCGUGUCCCCCGCCCCCUCCGCGAGACGCCCCCACCCCGCACCCCCAGUCUUCAAAGCAAUUGACAAGGUCUAUGCAAUAAAAGGCAGUGGCUUCA